This is a messenger RNA of Leishmania major strain Friedlin, 1518 nucleotides long. RefSeq lists its product as hypothetical. The transcript has a single exon. NCBI's taxonomy places the organism in Eukaryota, Euglenozoa, Kinetoplastea, Trypanosomatida, Trypanosomatidae. The record is from RefSeq and is a predicted model, not a curated record. Bases 1 to 1518 code for a protein of 505 amino acids.
AUGCCGUGCGUGUGCUCAGGCGCCUACACCAUGUCUAUUUCUUCCCGCCAUCGUUACAAGAGGCCGCUACAGCGUGGCCUGCUCAGCGUAUGCGCGUUGGCGCUAUUCGUUUGUGUGGUGUUCACCCAUGCCUCCGCCCCUGUGUACGACGCGAGCAACGUGAAGAUCAUCGUGGAAAACACGUUUGAUUCCACCCAGCGCAGCUCUCACAUUCAGGUGUGCGAAGCGAAGGGAGGUGUGCUGGUGCCAGACGUAUCUGACGCCAUUCACCAGGAGCUGGUGAACGCGAUGACGGCGGUGGGUGCGACUAGCUAUUGUGGCUACCUGGGAGGCACCACGCUUCUGUCCUCCUCCUCAUGCACAACGUCCAAGGCAACGCUGGACUGCAUUUGGUAUUGGGACGAAGGGCGGUACAGCGGUAUCGAGAGCGCCUACGCCUUUUACAAAGGCAACUACUUCCCUGCCUCGGGGAGCAACGGUGGUUUGGCCGGUGCGGGCAUGCUCAGCACCGACUCGAGUAACCACUGGACGACGAAGAAGGGCGUGCAAGCAUACCCGGGAAGGAAGUACCAGCGCUAUGCGAUGCUCAUCCUGCCCCAAACGUCUUCAACGGCAGGUUGGAUGGACAGUGCUGAAAGCGGGUUUUCAUACGGCGAAGCGCCGACGAACCGUUACUAUGCCAUGUGCCUCGUCGAACAGGCAACAACGACUACGACGACCACCACGACGACGACCACGACCACUACGACGACGACCACUACCACGACCACCACCACGACGGCAGCUCCCUUGAUUACCACAACUACAACCACGACGCCUCCUACCACCACCACGCUGCCACCCACCACGAGCACGACCAGCGAACCGACGACACGAGAGGAGAGCGACCAGAAGGUGACCAUGUGGGUCGGUAUCUCGAUCUUCCUUGUACUGGCGAUGGCCCUUGUUUUCGCCCUCAUUAUGGGCAGAGCUCGGCAAAAGGGCUGGUGUUGCUUUGCGGCCAAGGAGCCUGCAGGCGCCGCGUCGACGACAUCGGGCAAGUUGGUUGCCCCGGCGGCGUCGUUGAGCGAAAAGCGACGCAGGUCGCGGCGCCCCAGCCUCGCGUCAAAGUCGUCCUUUCACUCGAACAGCAGUAGCAGUGGAACCGUACGCUCCUUUCACGUCGCCUCACCCCACAGGGACCGUUCCGGGCGCCGAUCGAUUCUCCGAAACGAUGACGAACAGAUGGAGGACUAUCCAGAGCACCACGAUGCCUGUUCUAGCGCCCGCAGCCAGGACCUCGCAGGGAGUGAGAGGCUCGAUCCUAUUGCACUGGUGGAGAUGGUGCCUCUGCGAUUCUCGGAGCAGCGCAUGGUUUCGACUCUGCCAGUGGAGCUCGCCCAACCGCCACUCUAUAGCGAGCCGCUGAUACAACAAUCGUUGUGGAACUCACGGUCGUCUCAGUGCGCAGAUGAGCGCAUCAUGGACACCCCGCGGCCGCGACUGCGCCGCACCUCGAGCGUGAGCUUCAUCGACUAG